AUGAGAUGGAAAAAGAAAAGUGACUCAAGCCUUUAUGAGUCAACCUAUGAGUUGACCCAAGUGAAUCAACACAAUGAGUUUAGUAACCAAUGAAUUACAUCAAGAAAGAGAAAAUAACACCAAGCAAGUCAACUUGAUAACUUUUUGUUUAAACAGAAAGAGAAAAAGUAAGAUUCAACUCUUUGACAAAAAAUAUGUUAGACAGUUCAUACAUUAUUGACAUGUUCAAGGUAUCUCUCUCAAGUAUCCAUUAUCUUAUGCUUUUUCAUUAAUACUUUUUAGCAUCAAGACAAGAAGAAUUUUGAUUGAAGUUCAAAGCUCAAGUUGCAAUGGCAAAGAUGAGUGUUGUAUUUAAGGUUGAACUUAGGUCAAUUUUUUUUAACUUGGCCUAAAUUUUGACUUUGGGUCAACUGUUCCUAUUUUAUUAAUAUUUAUUUUUGAUUUUUAAUUUCAGUAAAUCUUUGACAUCUAAAUCUUGAUGAUACUAAUAUAUUUUAUAGUGAUUUGGACCCUUGCAUAUGUCUUGUCUCUAAGAACACCCCAUUCUUGAGUUUCACUAAAUCAAUAUUCGACGACAACUAUUGACUAUUAGACUUAAGUCUUUUAGAAUUUCAACCCAGAUUUCAUUCUAAAAUUGAAACUGUUUUUUAUGAAUUCAAGAGAACAGGAUAUUUAAAAAGUGAUUGUUGUGAAUUCAAAAUGGAAAGAAAGAAGAAGAAGGAUGCAAUGGCUGCAACUUGGGGCAAUGAACUUGAAGCAUCAUCCAAAUUUGAAGAAGAAAAUACAAAUCUAUGUUCUGUAGAACAAGAAUAUGAGGUAAUGCAUGACCCCUACAAUGAUGAAAUUAAUAUUGAUAAGCUAUAUGAAUUCCUGAGUGAUAUUACCAUUUUUUUGAAGAAAAUAACAGGACCUGCAUAAAACAUUGAAUGAAAAUCGUAAAUUAAAGGAAAAUCUCAAAAUAGUUUCUGAAAAAUUAGAAAAUACCCAAGUCAUUAUCAAGGAACUAGAGUGGGGGAUAAAAAAAUUGACAAAAGAAAAUUUAGGACAUUGAUCUAGAUUGGAAAACUCAAUGGGAAGAAGAAAGAAAUUUAAAAUAGGAAAAACAACGAAAUUAUGACAAAUGAAAAAUUGAAAUUGAUCACUACCUUGGGAAGAAUAAGAUAUAUAUCAUUUCUCUAUUUGAAUUACAGAAAUUCAAUGUUUGCUUAAUGUGGAAUGAUUUAUGAUAUUCUCUUGACAUGUUGCAUAGAUGCUAGAACAUGUAAGCAUUCAGACCAUUAGGAAAAUGUGAAAAUUGAAUUUAGUUAAAAGGACUGACAUAUUCAAAGACUACUAAUAAGUUUGUAUUUGAAAAUUCUAUUAGUUGAAAAUUGGUUAGAAAAUGUCACAAAUUGAAAUAUAUGGUCACAAUGUCAGAACCACACAACCAUUAAAAUUAUUCCACAAUGAUUUUUUUAGCUCAACCAAGAUAACUAGACUAGGAUGAAGAUAGGAUGUAG
Messenger RNA from Spirodela intermedia, 1499 nucleotides. Lineage: Eukaryota; Viridiplantae; Streptophyta; Magnoliopsida; Alismatales; Araceae. The record is from the annotation of a GenBank genome assembly.